AUGGGUAUUCAAGCACUAUUACGGGGACAAGAGGAAUUAUCAUCACAAAUAAAUAGACUUUUGAGCAAUUAUAAGAAAUCGAAAAGUAGAGUCACCAAACCAUACAUAGACACAAGAUUAGAGUUAUUAGAGUCAAACUUCGUAAUAUUUAAAAGAAAUCAUUUGGAAAUACUGGAAUUAGCUACAACAGAGGAGAGGAAAGACUUGCAAUAUUUUAGAGAAGAUUUUUAUUACAACUGUGAGGAUGAUUAUUUAGAACUGAAGACUCUUAUGAAGGAACAUUUAGAGGAAUUGGCCCCCAAGUUAGACACGGUCACCAAAGGCAGUGAAAACGUCACUGUGACCGCCCCAGCAAAAUAUGGUUUGAGAACUAAGUUGCCUGCCAUAGAAAUACCAUCGUUCUCGGGAAAUUACAAUGAGUGGACUAGCUUUUAUGAUUUAUUCAAAUCAUUAAUUCACAAUAACUCAGAGUUAAGCAACAUCCAGAAGUACCACUAUUUGAAGAGCAAUCUCAAGGGCGAAGCCGAGUUAUUGUUGAGACAAUUUCCCUUAACCGAGGCAAACUACACGAAGGCCUUAGAAUUGCUGGAGGCUAGAUACGAUAAUAAGAGACUCAUAGUACAUGCACACAUCACACGAUUUAUUGGUCAGAAGAAACUUCCGUCAGAAUCAGCCAAGGGUAUACGCACAUUAUUAGACACCACAAAUGAAACUUUGAACGCAUUGAAUAAUGUGGGCGUAUCGACUACAAACUGGGACCCUCUGAUUACGCACAUCAUUGUCGGUAAAUUCGACAGUGAAAGUCAUCGACUAUGGGAGCAGAGGUUGGGAGGAUCACGUGAUAUUCCAACUACUAAGGAGCUGCUGGAUUUCAUGGAGAUGCGAUUUAGAACUCUUGAGUCAUUAAACAUCACCACUCCGAAGGAAACGACAGUGAAUCGCACUCCACCGUUGAAAUCGUUUAAGGCCAGCGCUGAACCAAUAUGUACACUCUGUAGUAAGGACCAUUAUAUACACAGUUGCAAAGAUUUCACCAAAUUGAGUCCAGAAGAACGACGUGACGUUGCUAUAGAAAAACAGCUGUGCUUCAACUGUCUUAUUCCGAAGCACAGUGUCCGAUUUUGUCGUCAAAACACUUCGUGUAAGAUUUGCCAGCGACGUCAUCACUCACUCUUGCACCUGAAUACUACAGAGACACAACAAACACAUGCUACCCAAGUUGAUAACGAAGAAGAUGAAGAGGUUGGAGAUUAUGACACAUCCCAGUUGGCGGUAUACAAGGCUGAUAUAACCGGAACACAGGUCUUGUUGGCUACGGCAUUGGUACAGAUUCGAGGCAAGGAUGGCAGAAGACACACCCUGAGAGCGCUGAUCGACCAAGGUUCGCAGGCGUNCUAG
Molecule: messenger RNA, 1398 nt
Organism: Ostrinia furnacalis (Asian corn borer)
Lineage: Eukaryota; Metazoa; Arthropoda; Insecta; Lepidoptera; Crambidae
Exons: 1
Coding region: 1-1398 (465 amino acids)
Source: RefSeq, a predicted model, not a curated record